CGAGUAUCAACCAAAGUGGAUCCGCUGUGGCAAUCUGGUCGUCGAGAAAAAAAAAUCGUAACGCAAAUUUCGAGUAACAAGAUUGUGCAGUAUGGCUAGCGCGACCGCGAUGAAUUUAUAUAAUAAUUAAUAAAGGGCGCGUUCGAUUGUUAAGGGAGUAAAAAUAUUGCGGUAGGUGAGGAUUCGGAUUCGAAACGGAUGGAGUGGUGACAAAAAAGUGUCGAGAUGGUAAUUUUAUCGCUGUUCGUGCUCUUUGUUGUUGCGAUUUAUCGCUCAGACGGGAUCAUAAGUAAAACGGAAAAGCAGAGACACGACGGCUGGUUUAAUAAUCUAGCCCAUCCAGAAUGGGGUUCCGUAGACAGCCAUUUGAUAAGAAGAGCGCCGGCGGCCUAUUCGGACGGCGUGUACAUGCUGUCGGGCCAGAACAGGCCGAGCCCGCGCAAAUUGAGCAGGCUCUUCAUGAAGGGCGCCGACGGGCUGGGCUCGCUCAGGAACAGGACGGCCCUGCUGGCGUUCUUCGGGCAACUGGUCACGUCGGAGAUGGUGAUGGCCAGCGAGAGCGGCUGCCCCAUCGAGAUGCACCGCAUCGAGGUGGAAAAGUGCGAUGAAAUGUACGACGAGAGGUGCGAGGGCGGCAAGUACAUACCGUUCCACAGGGCUAGCUACGAUGGUAGAACGGGGCAGAGCCCCAACAGCCCCAGAGAGCAGGUAAAUCAAGUGACGAGUUGGAUAGACGGGAGUUUCAUAUACAGCACGAGCGAACCUUGGGUGAAUACCAUGCGUUCGUUUAAAAACGGCUCGUUUCUUACGGACGCUUCGGGGAAAAUGCCGGUGUUGAAUUACAUGAGGGUGCCGCUUUUUAACUACCCCGUGCCGCACAUGAUGAAAACAUUCAGCACCGAACGGCUAUUUUUGCUAGGAGACGCUCGUACGAAUCAAAAUCCGGCCCUGUUGACCAUCAGCGUGCUGUUUUUCCGCUGGCACAACGUCGUAGCGUCCAGGAUAAGCAAGCACAAUCCAGACUGGAGCGACGAAGAUGUCUUCCAGAAAGCCAGGCGCAUCGUCAUCGCCACCUUGCAAAACAUCGUGCUCUACGAGUACCUGCCGGCCUUCCUGGAGGCGGAGGUGCCCCCGUACGGGGGCUACAGGCCCGACGUGCACCCCGGCGUGACCCAUGUCUUCCAGAGCGCCGCCUUCCGGUUCGGGCACUCGCUCAUACCGCCGGGGCUCUACAGGCGGGACUCGCGGUGCAACUUCAAGAGGACCCCCGCCGGAGACGUCGCCCUGAGGCUGUGCUCCACCUGGUGGGACUCCAACGAGGUGCUGACGAACAAUUCCAUCGAGGAGCUGCUGAUGGGGAUGGCUUCGCAACUGGCGGAGCGCGAGGAUUCGCUGCUGUGCUCGGACGUUAGGGAUAAACUGUUCGGGCCGAUGGAGUUCUCCAGGAGAGACUUGGGCGCUAUUAAUAUCAUGCGUGGCCGUGAUAACGGCUUGCCGGAUUACAAUACAGUACGAGUCGCGUACGGCUUGCCCAAAAUCGAGCGAUGGGAGGACAUCAACAGGGCCUUCUUCGAAGAGAACCCUGCCGUCCUGAAGGCCCUAAUCUCCGAAUACAACAACAACAUAGACAACGUGGACGUUUACGUGGGCGGCAUGCUGGAGAGCUACGGGAACCCCGGCGAGCUGUUCACCAAAGUCAUCAAAGAGCAAUUCCUGCGCUUGCGCGACGCCGAUAGAUUCUGGUUCGAAAACGAGGAAAACCAGGUGUUCAGCAAAGAGGAAAUACAGGAGAUUAAAAAAAUCACCCUAUACGACAUCAUCAUCAACAGCACCGGUAUAUCCCCGAGCGCCAUACAACGGAACGUUUUCUACUGGCAAACCGGCGAUCCCUGUCCCCAACCCAUGCAACUCAACAACUCCCUGAUGGAGCCCUGCAAAGUCAUCACCGGCUACGAUUACUUCGAGGGUAACGAAUUGGUGUUCAUUUACGCCUGCCUAUUCCUCGGCUUCGUGCCCAUACUGUGCGCAGGCGCCGGAUACGGAGUGGUGAAAUUACAGAACAGAAAGAGGCGCCGGCUGAAGAUCAAGCAAGAGGAACUCAAAAACGGCGACGUCAAACUACCCGUCGACACCAUGAUAGUUACCGAAUGGCUGCACGCCAGCCACAAGCGGGCGGUGAAGAUCAAAUUCGGGCCGGACGUGGCCGUGCACGUGCUGGAGCGGAAGGGCGAGAAACUGCGAACGAUCGACCUGCGGCACGUCGACACCGUCGUCGUGGAGGAAUCCCUAAACGUCACCUCCAACAAGAAACCCAUCGUGCUGUUGCACGUGCCCCGCGACUACGACCUGGUGCUCGAAAUGGACUCGGUCGCUUCCAAGAAGAAAUUCAUGCACAAGCUGGAGACGUUCCUCAAUUCCAACAAAAAAAACCUGUUUUCCACGCCCAUCGUGAGAGAAGUGUUGCUGGCCAAGGCGGAGACGCGCCAGCGCAGAGAGAGGAAGCUGGAGCACUUCUUCAGGGAGGCGUACGCGCUGACGUUCGGCCUGAAGCCGGGCGAGCGUCGGCGCCGGUCGGAUCCGAGCGUCGACGGGGAGGUGGUGACGGUGAUGAGGACCUCCCUCACCAAGGCCGAAUUCGCCAGCGCGCUCGGCAUGAAACCCGACGCCGUUUUCGUCACCAAAAUGUUCAACAUCGUCGAUAAAGACAAAGACGGUCGCAUCUCCUUUCAAGAGUUUUUGGAUACUGUGGUGCUGUUUUCGCGCGGCGCUACCGACGAUAAAUUGCGCAUAAUCUUCGAUAUGUGCGACAACGACAGAAACGGCGAAAUAGACAAGAAGGAACUGUCCGAGAUGCUGCGCUCCCUGGUGGAAAUCGCCCGAACCACCAGUCUAUCCGACGAUCACGUUACCCAACUCAUCGACGGGAUGUUUCAGGAUGCCGGAUUGGAGUACAACAAUUACCUGACCUACGGCGAUUUCAAAGUGCUGAUGCAGGAGUACAAGGGCGACUUCAUAGCCAUCGGGCUGGAUUGCAAGGGCGCCAAGCAGAACUUCCUCGACAUGUCGACGAACGUGGCGCGCAUGACCAGCUUCCACAUAGAGCCGAGCACCGACGACCAGAAGACCUUCGUCCGGCUCAAAUGGGACGCGCUCGUCACCUUCCUCGAGGAGAAUCGACAGAACAUUUUCUAUUUGUUCCUCUUCUACGUCGUCACCAUACUGUUGUUCGUCGAAAGAUUCAUACAUUACUCGUUCAUGACGGAGCACACGGACCUCAGGCACAUCAUGGGCGUCGGCAUAGCCAUCACCAGGGGCUCGGCCGCUUCGCUGUCGUUCUGCUACAGCGUAUUGUUGCUGACGAUGUCGAGGAAUCUGAUAACGAAAUUGAAGGAGUUCGCCGUGCAGCAGUACGUACCGUUGGACGCCAACAUACAGUUCCACAAGAUCGCCGCCUGCACGGCGCUCUUCUUCUCUCUGCUGCACACCGUCGGGCACAUCGUGAAUUUCUACCACGUCUCCACGCAGCCCGUGGAGAAUCUCAAGUGCCUCACCAACGAGGUUCGGUUCCCGGCCGAUUACAAGCCGGGCAUCGCCUUUUGGUUGUUCCAAACUAUCACAGGUAUUACUGGUGUGUUAUUGUUCGUUAUAAUGUGCAUAAUAAUCGUGUUCGCUCAUCCUACGGUACGCAAGAAAGCGUACAAAUUCUUCUGGUUCACUCACAGUUUGUACAUAGCGUUUUAUAUACUGUGUUUGAUACACGGCUUGGCGAGAUUAACCGGAGCUCCAAGGUUUUGGUACUUUUUUAUCGUACCCGGUAUAAUAUUCACAAUCGAUAAGGUGGUUAGCUUACGCACCAGGUACAUCCCAUUGGACGUUCUCGAAACGGAAUUGUUACCAUCCGAUGUGAUCAAAAUCAGGUUCUACAGACCGCCCAAUUUGAAGUACCUAUCAGGACAAUGGGUCCGAUUGGCCUGUACAGCUUUCAAUUACGAAUUUCACUCGUUUACCCUAACAUCGGCGCCGCACGAGAACUUCCUAUCUUGCCACAUCAAAGCACAAGGGCCUUGGACGUGGAAGUUGCGCAACUACUUCGACCCCUGCAAUUACGAUCCCGAAGACCAGCCCAAGAUACUGCUGGAGGGGCCGUUCGGGGGAGGAAAUCAAGACUGGUACAAAUUCCAGGUGGCCGUUAUGGUAGGAGGGGGCAUCGGCGUGACGCCCUACGCUUCGAUACUCAACGAUUUGGUGUUCGGCACGUCCACCAACCGGUACUCCGGGGUAGCCUGCAAGAAGGUCUACUUCCUGUGGAUAUGCCCUUCGCACAAGCACUUCGAAUGGUUCAUCGACGUGCUGCGGGACGUUGAGAAGAAGGACGUUACUAACGUGUUGGAAAUUCACAUUUUCAUAACGCAAUUUUUCCACAAGUUCGAUCUGAGGACGACGAUGUUGUAUAUUUGCGAGAACCAUUUCCAAAGGCUGUCGAAAACUUCCAUAUUCACCGGUUUGAAGGCUGUUAAUCACUUCGGAAGGCCCGACAUGACUUCCUUCCUAAAAUUCGUACAGAAAAGACACAGCUACGUAAGCAAAAUAGGUGUCUUCAGUUGUGGACCGAGGCCUCUAACGAAGAGCGUCAUGUCCGCCUGCGACGAGGUAAACACCGCCAGAAAACUGCCCUAUUUCAUCCAUCACUUCGAAAACUUCGGAUAAUUCCUUUAUUGUAAUUAAUUCGUACACACAAAUUAUUUAUUUAAUAAAUUAUUUUUAAUCAAUUGCAAAAAUUUGAUCCAAUCUCCCGAAAAGAAAUUCAAUCGGCCAAUUCAACUGGGCCGACAGUUAUUUACGGCGUCCUGAUUUUGGGGCUCGAUAUUCUUAAUUUCCUCGUACAGGGCCCGUUCGAAAUCCAACAGUUGCUUAGGUUUCUGAUAUGCGAUAAUCAACGUGUUGAAUUUGUGAGUGAACGACACGUUGGCCUGCUCCAGCAUGAUAUUCAAUCUGGAAAGGUCCGGAAUGGGGAGUUUCUUGAAAUACUUUUUAUUGCUCGUCCUGACGACGAGGCAAUGUUCGUCCGUAUCCGCCGUUACGGUAUACGUGUUUACGGGGUAAGGCAAAUUGCGAAUCCUCCAUUCCAAGUUAGUUUUCGUGUUCCUUCGGGACACCGUCGGCUGUCCGGAGCUCUCUCUGAUCACGUCGUCUCCUUUACUGUCGUAAUUCGGUUCGGGCUCGCCUAUUUCGAUGUCCCAUUUCUCUUGGUUCGAAAAUUGACCGGUGCAUUUCCACGCUCUUCUGGUCAACACGCCCGUAUCCAUGUUGUACUCCUCCACCAGCUCCUGUCCCGUGUUCAACUCGUACCUCACUUUUUUUAGAUUCUUGUCUAUUAUGCUGGAUUUCUUGGCGGUCUUCAAAAGGCUCAACCAGUCGGUCAUUUUUCACAAAUAAAUGGACACAACGAAAGUUUUAUCGAUAUUUUGUUUGGAAACACGUUUCUGUUUAUGUUUGAAAUUGAAUGUGUCAAUUUCAUAUGU
Phyllotreta striolata is the source of this 5522-nucleotide messenger RNA. The record is from the annotation of a GenBank genome assembly. Lineage: Eukaryota; Metazoa; Arthropoda; Insecta; Coleoptera; Chrysomelidae.